Glycine soja is the source of this 611-nucleotide messenger RNA. RefSeq lists its product as uncharacterized. Gene Ontology annotation, cellular component: anaphase-promoting complex. The record is from RefSeq and is a predicted model, not a curated record. The coding region runs from base 123 to 422 and encodes 99 amino acids. Gene Ontology annotation, biological process: regulation of mitotic cell cycle spindle assembly checkpoint. NCBI's taxonomy places the organism in Eukaryota, Viridiplantae, Streptophyta, Magnoliopsida, Fabales, Fabaceae. The transcript has 2 exons.
AAACUAUUCUGGAUUAAACAGGAGAGCAACCAAAGCUAUACGUUGGAGUGGAGGUGAGGGGAGUGUUUGUGUCCGAGGGAACAAUAAAGGGCAAACAAACAACAAAACAAAGGAAAGAAAAGAUGUUACAGUUCCCGGCGUAUAUGACGCAGUACCCAUUGUCCACGAUGACCAUUCCGACGUCGUUUCUGCUACCCGCUCAGUGGCCCCAGCCCCAAAACGAAGAACUCCUUCUCGCCAUGGAAGAGUCCGAUUUCGAAGAAAAGUGCAACGAGAUCAGGAAGAUGAACAGCAACCUAAUUGUGAUAGGAAAAACCACUAACGAAAAUGAUAAGGAAGACUUUGACAAUGAGGCAGAUGACGAUGAUGCUGACAAUGCAGAGGAAUCUGAGGGCGAAGAAUUUGAGCAAGAAACUGGUUGAGAUAGCUGCACAUCAGCAAGAACCUGUUAGUAUGUUUUUGGACUGCUAGGCCAAAUCUAUGUAUUGAGUUUUUCUUCUAUUAAUCUUUUGGACCUAGUAUUGAGUAUUGACUUGUCAUUCAUAUCAAACUUUGUAUUAUUUCUGCUCUUUUAUUAUGCUUAAUUAAAUAUUUAUAACCUUUAAGUGGCA